Brassica napus (rape) is the source of this 2238-nucleotide messenger RNA. RefSeq names its product WUSCHEL-related homeobox 11. The record is from RefSeq and is a predicted model, not a curated record. Gene Ontology annotation, biological process: adventitious root development. The coding region runs from base 1072 to 1962 and encodes 296 amino acids. The transcript is spliced from 3 exons. Gene Ontology annotation, molecular function: DNA binding; DNA-binding transcription factor activity. NCBI's taxonomy places the organism in Eukaryota, Viridiplantae, Streptophyta, Magnoliopsida, Brassicales, Brassicaceae.
UAGAUUACUUUAUAAUUUACAUAAAAUAUGCAUAAACUCAUAAAAGUCAAAACUAAAAAUAAAUAAUAUAAAUAAAUAUAAUAUAAUAUAAAUAAUAAAUUUAAUAAUUAAUUCGGUAAAUUGUUUUUGAAACUACCAAAAUCGGUGAAGUAUUAUUCAAACGGAAUAGAUGAGUUUUUUAAUCUUGUGGGUCAAAAUUUUGAUUGAUAACAUUUGUACUUGUUAAACUUGAUAUAUGCACAAAUAAUAAGACCCAAUACAUAAUUCAAAUUACAAAACUAAACUUUAUUUUUUUCUUUAUGUUCUUUUAAUGCAUAUAAAUAUUUUUGAAUUAGAAAAAUUCCAUAUGAUAAAAUCUGCACGAAUUGAAAUUGGAAGAUAAUCUCUAAUUGUAUUUUAAUGAUAAAUAUUGAAUUUAAAUAAAAUAUAUUAUUAUGAAAAUUUUGUAAACAUAAAGUAGUUGGGUUAAUUGUUAAAUUUUUAUAAGUUGAAGGUACUACUAACAAUUAUUAACUAAAUAAAAAAAAUAUUUUGUUUGGAGUAAAAAAUGGAGUAAUACAUUGGACUAAAACCCAAUUCCAUUUUGAAGUUACACCAUUUUAGAGUAAAAUUUGGAGUAAUACAUUGGAGAUGCUCUAACCCCUGAUGGAUAAUAGUCAAAAAUUAUUUUUCUUAUUUACCAAAUUCUCAAAUGCCAAACAAAUCCCACAGCUUUUGUAUCUCCGAGUACGCGUUAACACUAAAGUUAUAAUUCUGUACCACUUAAUUAGCGCAUAAAACAAAAGAUAGUAUCUGCUUAAAUAAUUCGAGUAUAUUUAAAGAAGCCUAAUAUGUUGACAAAUUUUUUUUUUAACGAAGCCGCUAAAAGAUAAAUAUAUUAAUCCACAUGUAACUUAAUAAACAAAGAAAAACAUAUUAUAUGAAGGAAUAACUCUCCUAUAAAUUUAUGAGUUUACUCUCUAGACAUCACCUCUCACAAACUCAAACUAAAAAAAAAAGUACUUUUCUCUUUUAUUAUCAAUAAGCAACAGAAAAAGAACCAGUGAAACAAUUUCAAUAUUCUUGAAAGUAAUGGACCAAGAACAAACACAACAUAGCCCAACCGGCCAUAGUCACUCACCUUCUUCCCCAGCUUCGGGUUCCACCUCGACCGAAACGGUUCGGUCACGAUGGUCACCUAAACCGGAACAAAUACUCAUACUUGAGUCGAUCUUCAACAGUGGUAUGGUUAACCCUCCCAAAGAAGAGACGGUAAGGAUACGAAAGAUGCUCGAGAAGUUUGGGGCGGUGGGAGAUGCAAAUGUCUUCUAUUGGUUUCAAAACCGGCGGUCAAGAUCUCGAAGGAGGCAGCGGCAGCUCCAGGCCGCAGCUGCGGCCGUAACCACCAAUACUUGUGACCAGACCAUGAUGGUAAACACCAGCUUACCACAAUAUAGUGGGGCUGAUUUGGGGUUUGGAGGUUGUAGCACUUCCUCUAAUUACUUAUAUGGUGGGUCAUCAUCUCAAACUCCUUCAUUUUUUCUUGGUCUUUCUUCUUCUCCUCCUUGCUCAAGCUCCUCUUCAACUUCUUCUUCAGCUAGCUCUUCAACUUCUUCUUAUGGUGGUGGAUAUGAUAAUCAUAGCAAUAAUGGCAUGGAAAAUCUCUUAGCAAUGUCUGGUCAAUUGGGUUACCAUGAAGCUAGUCAGCAUCAUUAUCAACAUCAUAGCUCAAAUCUCUCACCAAUGAUGUGCCCAUCUGAUCAAAGCUCCAGUUAUGAUCACUACCAACAAGGGUUAACGGUCUUUAUAAACGGAGUUCCGACAGAAGUGACGAGUGGAGGUAUAGACAUGAAAGCAAUGUUUGGAGAAGAUUUGGUUUUGGUGCAUUCCUCAGGUGUUCCUCUUCCUACUGAUGAGUUUGGUUUUUUGAUGCAUAGCUUACAACAUGGUGAAGCUUAUUUCCUGGUUCCAAGACAGACAUGAACUGGCUUUACUAUUGGGCUGUGUGGUUCUCCAACAGAUGCCUUAUUAAUCUACCUUGGACUUUAUUGCUGCGAUCCAUCCGUUUUUGUUUUACUUUCCGAGUCGACAUAUCGUGCAAUCAAAUUUUCUUAUGUAUUUCUUAAUUUUGUAAUAAUUAAGAAAAAGUGAAGUCAAAAAUCUCUUAUAAGACGAAGAGAUUUUAGGUUUCGUAUCAGUUUAGUGAUUUAGUUUAAAAGUACGUAACUAUUUUUGCAAUAAAAUCUGUGUCUAGAGAUC